CACCCCGACCUAUAGAUGGUGGUAAACACUCAAACUAAGGAAAAGAAGCGAGUGACGUCACAUCCGUAAACAAGUGUUAGCUUUAGCAAUGUUAUAGCUUGCUUUCUCUACCGUUCGUUCAACUAAUGUCUUCGUGUAAACAGCGCCCAUUUUAGCUAACUGGGUUUUACUUCCACCUGCUGUAUUUGCGGCGCUACAGAUGUCUGAAGAGGACACGUCAUGUGGGAACAAAGAAACAUCGAGUAAAGAAGACGACUCUACAGCCAAAGAGUCUACGAAAGACAACGAUUAUAAACGAGUUUUGAAACAGGUGGGAAUUACGAGCAGUGCCUUCAUUGGUCCAUCCUUUCAACCAGAGAAGAACACACCCACGUCUGAUGUGGAGGACACACUCACUGCCUUUUACAAGGAGAUUGAGGAGAUCUGUGAAAAGGCUGCUGAGGAAAAUGAUGCUCGUCUCCAAACAGCCCAAGCAUCUGAAGAAGCACAGGACACACCAGUGGAAGACACAUUCAGACUUUCAGAGAUAGAUUCUCCCCAACAGAGAAGCAGUGCACACAAAGAAGCACCCUGGUCCAGACCAGUGGAAGACACAGUCAGACUUUCAGAGAUAGAUUCUCCCCGACAGAGAAGUAGUGCACACAAAGAAGCACCCUGGUCCCAUUGGUAUAACAAUGAGCCCUACUAUACUAAAAGGCCAAAAAACAUGAACUCUGACAGGUUUGCAUCUAAUCAGAAUCCUCCUCUUCCGCCACUAAACCAACCAGAACCCAGAUUGCACCACCCUCCUUUUCCAAAUUACACCCCCCCACCGCAGCACUGGUAUCCCACCAGUGACCACCAUUACCAACAGUUCCCAGCACCUGAAUGCCACCAUUACCCACCUCAGCCUCAGCCUCGGUUCCCAGCACCUGAAUGCAACCCAGUCUAUCAGGACAGGCAUUGUGGCGGUUCUAGUUUUGAUGCUCGCGAUGACGUAAAUGCCAGGUGGUCCCGAGAUGCACCUGAAUUGCACUUUGAGGACAGAUGCCAAGCGUGGGAGCAGCCGAGUCACUCCGGACCACUGGACGGGCCGUCCUUGGUGCUCAUCCUGAUGCGCGGCCUACCAGGCUCUGGCAAAUCCACAAUGGCAAGGGAGUUGCUCUCAACUGGUCCCAGUGGCUUAAUACUGAGCACAGACGACUACUUUGAGAUAAAUGAUGGAUAUGAUCCAGGCCUUCUUGGCGCGGCACACGAGUGGAACCAGAGAAGAGCUAGCAACGCUAUGCAUGACAGCCGCUCUCCUAUCAUCAUCGACAACACAAACCUGCAAGCCUGGGAGAUGAAGCCUUAUGUCAGUAUGGCCUUGCAGAGAGGAUACCGAGUGGACUUUUGUGAGCCCAACACCAGCUGGAAGUUUGAUCCCUUUGAGCUGGAGAAGCGGAACAAACACGGCGUAACUCAGAAGAAGAUCGCAAAGAUGCUGGAUCGCUUUUUUUCCCCAGUUUCCAUUGACGACGUCAUGAGCUCACAGGAGCCGCAUCACGUCAACCAGCGGCGCCAAAAGUGAGCGCUCCCAUAGUGGAACAGUUUGGGAGCGUUUUUGAUCUCACGUUUCUACAUGGUUUUAAACCACUGAUUUGUACACUUAAAAAUAUAUUAAUUUUAUAUUAUUAACCACAUCUUGCAUUGUUCUAAGAUGUGAUAUGUUGCUAUUUAUAUUUGUCAAAGGAAAGAGUAAAUUCUUCACAGUUUUCUAAUUACGGGAUGAACCUGUGAACAAACAGUGCAUCCGGAAGGUUUUCACAGUGCUUCACUUAUUUCAACAUUUUGUUAUGUUACAGCCUUAUUCCAAGAUGGACUAAAUUAAUUUUGUCCUCAAAAUUCUACACACCAUACCCAUAAUUGCAACGUGAAAAGUUUCAAAAUGUUGUUUUAAAGUAAAGUUAAAGUACCAAUGAUUGUCACACACACACUAGGUGUGGUAAAAUGUGUCCUCUGCAUCUGACCCAUCCCCUUGUUCACCCCCUGGGAAGUGAGGGGAGCAGUGGGCAGCAGCGGUGCCGCACCCGGGAAGGCAAUGUAUUAAAAAUGUAAAUAAAAAAAAUAUAUAUUUACAUAUGUACUCACAGCCUUUGCUCAAUACUUUGUUAAUGAACCCAUGGCAUCAAUUAAAACCUCAAAUAAUUUUGAGAUUUAAAGCCACAAGCUUGGCACACCUGUCUUUGGAUAGUUUUGCCCAUUCCUCUGUGCAGCACCUCUCAAGCUCCAUCAGGUUGGAUGGAAAGCAUCAGUUUUCAUCCAGGAAGUCUUUGUACAUUGCUGCAUUCAUCUUAAUCUAGUCAGGGAGGUGACCAAGGACAUGAGUCACCCUGUCAGAGCUACAUCAUUAUUCUGUGGGGAAAAAAAAGAACCUUUAAGAAGGACAACCAUCUGGUCAACAAUCCCAUCAAUUAGGCCUGUAUGGUAGAAUGGCCAGACGGAAGCCAUUUUUAUAGUAAAACGUUUGCCAAAAUGUACCUGAAAAACUCUCAAGACCAUGUGAAACAAAAUUUUCUGGUCUGAUGACACAAAGAUUGAAUUAUUUGGUGUGAAUGACAGACGUCGUGUUUGGAGGAAACCAGGCACCGCUCAUCACCAGGACAGUACCAUCGCUACAGUGAAGCAUGGUGGUGGCAGCAGCAUCAUGAUAUGGGGAUGUUUUUCAGUGGCAGAAACUGGGAUAGAGGGAAAUAUGAAUGCAGCAUGGAUGAAAACCAAUGCUCCCCAUCCAACCUGAUGGAGCUUGAGAAGUGCUGUAUAGAGGAAUGGGCAAAACUGUCCAAAGAUAGGUGUGCCAAGCUUGUGGCAUUGAAUUCAAAAAGACUUGGGGCUGCAAUUGCUGCCAAAGGUGCAUCAACAAAGUAUUGAGCAAGGGCUGUGAAUACAUAUAUACAUAGAUUUUAUAAUUAUAUAUAUAAGGCUGUAACAUAUGUGGAAAAUUCUGGAUGCACUGUAUUUUAUAUUCCAUGCUCACACAAAACUGCCCCUUUUAUUGUGUUGAUAUAAUUUCUUGAGAUCUCACAGGAAAAUAGUGUGAAGUUCCCAGGUAUCAACAUCAGCAUAACUGCUGCAGCAAUACAGGUGCAUACACCCUUUCAUCUUCAUCAUACGACCCAAUGAGAUCAAUACAAGAGCUGUAAAGUAUUCAUUGAACAACAGUUGUCAUUGAGGUGUAGGAAUACACUACAUCGCACUGUUUUUUGUUUUUUUUUAGAUUCAAUUCCACCAUAGACCGAACUAUCAUGUUCGUCCUUCGUUUUCGAAGAUGACCAGGUGACUUCACGUUGAUUUGUGUGUGCGAAGAUGGCUGAUGAGGCCAAUCCUUGCACAGAAUGACCGGCUGCAGUGAGGGAAGGUUAUGGCUGGGGGGUGGCUGGCUGAGAGGGAGGAACAGUCUCUGGUCUUGCGGAGCUGUCGCUUCUGUUCGGCUUCAUGGAUGCGUUUUUCCUCGAAGUCUGCUACACCAUGCCAGACUGCAGAGCGCCAGUUUGAACGGUGUUGGGCAUCAGCUUUCCCUGGUCUCUGGGUCCAGACCACAGCCCUUGAGACUGGUCUUUAGGGCGUCCUUAGAGCGUUUCCGCUGUCCGCCGCGUGAGCGCUUUCCAUGGUGCAGUUCACCAUACAGAAGCAUUUUUGGUAGGCGUUUGUUUGACAUUCGGCACACAUGGCCAGCCCAUCUCAGCUGGGAACGCUUGAGGAUGGCAUAGAUGCUCUCCAUCUCAGCCCUGUGGAGGACCUCAUUGUCUGGGAUCUUGUCCUGCCACCUGAUGUUGAGCAGCCUCCUGAGGGAUCUCAUGUGGAAGGUGUUGAGUUGUUUACCGUGCCAGCUUUAUUCAGUCCAGGUCUCACAGGCAUACAGCGGGGAGGGUAGGACAACAGCAAGCUAGACCUUACAUGUGUACUUAAUGUCAGCAACUUAUGUGGAAUGGAUCCCUGUCACAAAGUGAGACCUUUAAGUUCCCCAUGUAUAAUCAAGUGAACUACACUAUUUUUGCAGUACCACCUCUGACCGCAGAGUUGCGCUUGUGAGUUAAAAUAUAGUAGCAGGUACAAGAGGAGCCAAGUGUCAUUGUCCAAGAUAUUACUAAAACCAAGAGGGUGAUAGCAAUACCAUCUUUGUCCACAGGAUGGCACUGGUGGUUGCAGUAUUAAACUAACCACAGGAUAGUGCCAAUGAGUCAAGAUCUAGGAAAUAGGCAAGCCUCCUCUCCAAGGAGCAAGAAGAACAUGUUUACACAUUACCAAUACCAGCAGGAGAAUAUCAAUACUUUGAAAUAAUCCUCUAACGUUUUCUUGGAAAUGUUUUCUUUUUUGUUUAGUUGCUGUUGUAUUACAUUACCUAACUCAGGGUAUAAGGAUCGAUACUUUUGAGUUUUCUGUUUAUUUUCAGUGAAUGUGUCUUUUUUUUGUUGCUCAUAUGGUAUAAUUACACACCAUCAUACUUUGUAUUGUAUUAACAAACUCAGGGAAUACUACUAAGACCCAACUGAUUUGAAUGAAUCAUUUAGUUUCGGUGUAUAUAAUUAUGUUCUAAGUAAUUGUGCGAAUGUGAGUGUGAAUGUUGUCUAUCUGAGGUGGCGACUUGUUCAAGGGACCGCCUUCCGCCCGAUUGUUGCUGAGAUGGGCACUAGUGCCUCUCGCGACCCCAAAGUGAAUAAGCGGUAGGAAAUGGAUGGAUGGAUAAUUGUGUGCAAACAAGUAACGGGGGCAAAACACCAUUUGAAUACAUUGUCCUUUUAUUGAGGUAUUUACAAUAACUUUCUAAGUUUGUUGAUUAAAUGUGUUUUUGUUUAACGGCAA
Nerophis ophidion (straightnose pipefish) is the source of this 4821-nucleotide messenger RNA. RefSeq names its product NEDD4 binding protein 2-like 2 (gene n4bp2l2). Bases 200 to 1549 code for a protein of 449 amino acids. Gene Ontology annotation, cellular component: nucleus. Gene Ontology annotation, biological process: negative regulation of transcription by RNA polymerase II. The record is from RefSeq and is a predicted model, not a curated record. The transcript has 6 exons. Gene Ontology annotation, molecular function: transcription corepressor activity. Lineage: Eukaryota; Metazoa; Chordata; Actinopteri; Syngnathiformes; Syngnathidae.